Periconia digitata is the source of this 2231-nucleotide messenger RNA. NCBI's taxonomy places the organism in Eukaryota, Fungi, Ascomycota, Dothideomycetes, Pleosporales, Periconiaceae. The record is from the annotation of a GenBank genome assembly.
GUAGCCACAGCUACAGCGCUUGUACUUGGUAUCCUGUCGCGAUCAAGCCCAUCGUCAACUCAACUCUCACAAUGGCUUUGAAAUUCGCUCUGGCGAGCGCCAGCGUGCUGCUCACUGGAGCGCAUGCCAUGACUGUCGAAGAUAUGCUGGCUGCCCCACGACGCAGUGCCGCUAUCGUCAACCCUACUGGCGAAUGGGCUGCUUUCUCCUCGUCCACUUACAACUGGACGACACAUAAAGCUUCCACGACCUGGCAGUUGCUGAAUGUUGCCAGUGGCAAUGUCACAGAGGCUCCCUUUGACUCGGAAGUGUCCGAAUUCGUCUGGAUUGGGCCUACCGACACCAGCAUCUUGUACAUCAAUGGCACCAACGACAACAUUCCUGGAGGCGUUACGCUCUACACUGCUGAUGUUGCCGACAAAGAGUUCAGCCCUACCCUCGUUGGCUCGUUGAAUGCUCCUUUCACUGGUCUUAAGGCUGCCAAGACGGAGUCUGGCGACAUCAACUUCGUCGUGAACACUCUUGCUUGGUGGAACGGAUCUGCCUACAACGAGGAGACUGCCACCAAAGCGCGCAGCAGCGGCCAGGUGUUUGAUUCCAACUGGAUCCGUCACUGGAAUGUGUACAUGACUGAGCAGCGAUACGCUGUUUUCGGCGGUGUCCUCUCUGGUAGCAACGGCAGUUUAAGUCUCCAGGGAGAGCCUAAAAACCUUCUCCACGGUAUCAAGGACUACCUGACUCGUCCCGAGACGCCAAUCGUGCCAGGUGGUGAUCCAGGCGACUACGAAAUUUCCCCCGAUGGCAAAAAGGUCGCUUUCCUCACCAAAGCUCCUGAACUGCCCAAGGCCAACUACACUGCUGGCUACAUCUACGUCGUUCCACACGAUGCUUCUUCCGCUCCUGUAGCAAUCAAUGGUCCUGGAUCUUCUCGUCCUGAGGCUGCAAAGGGAGCGUCUAUCUCUCCUCGCUGGUCUCCAGAUAGCACCAAGGUGGCCUACGCCCAGCAGGAUGGCAUCUCUUAUGAAUCGGAUCGCUACAAGCUGUACGUCGCUUCCGUCGAUGGCAACUCUUCUAAAAUCACCCCCAUCGCCGAGAACUGGGACUCCAGCCCCUCAACGAUCCUAUGGAUUUCCAAUGGCACCGAUCUGUGGGUUAUUUCCGAGCUCCAUGCCGCUCAGCGUCUCUGGGUUGUUCCUGCCAAUGCCGAGGCCGACUUCAAGCCAAAGAACAUUACUGGUCCCCAGACCUCUGUGGCCGACUUUGCCCUACUUCCCUCUGGCCAAGCUCUCGUUUCGGCCUCGUCCAGUUGGACCUCCCGAAUCUUCUACACGGUUUCGGCGGCCACCACUGCCGACACCAAGGUUCUCUUGUCUGCCCACACGGUCGACCCAGAACUUGCCUCCCUCGGCCCCGAACGCACUUCCAACUUCUGGUUGCCCAACGAGGACGGCAAUCUGAUCCAGACGUUCGUCUACUACCCACCCAACUUCACCGAAGAGAAGCAAUGGCCGGCUAUCCUCAUCCCGCACGGUGGUCCUCAGGUCGCUAUGGGUGAUGUGUGGUCCACUCGAUGGAAUCUGCAGUUGUGGGCCGAGCAAGGCUUCGUGGUUUUUGUUCCUCAGUUCACUGGAACCCCGAGCUACAGCCAAAACUUUACCGAUGCCAUCACCAACAACUGGGGUGGAACCCCUUACCGGGAUCUCGCGAUGGUGUGGGACCACGUCGAGAAGAACAUCAGCUAUGUCGACAACGAGCGCGCGGCUUGCGCCGGCGCGAGCUUCGGUGGUUUCAUGACUAAUUUCAUUCAAGGCCACGACCUUGGUCGCAAGUUCAAAGCGCUCGUCACACACGACGGCAAGACGACGCAGGAGGGUUCGUACGCCACGGAGGAGCUCUACUUCAUCCAGCACGACCAGAACGGCACCAUCUGGGAUGACUACGAGAACUACCAGACAUGGAACCCUGUGCGCGACGCAAAGAACUGGGCUACACCCCACUUCAUCAUCCACAACGAUUUGGAUUACCGUGUUGUGUUUGCCGAGGGCAUGAGCGCCUUCAACAUCCUCCAAAGCCUGGGCGUCCCUUCCCGUUUUUUGCACUUUCCCGAUGAAGGCCACCAUGUGCUCAACCGCGAGAACAGCAAGGUCUGGCACGACCACAUCUUCAACUGGAUGAGGUACUGGGUUGGCCUGGACGAAGAGCUCAUCUCCGAGGGCGUCAUCCACCAGUAG